CAGUUUAUAGGUAGUUAAGUUAGAUUCCCAUUCCGCCAUAUGAACGUGAUGGGGUUUGCUAAAACUAUAACACCGAUCCGGAAACAAGUUGGAAUAUGAGUUAAUGUUAAUGGCCAGCAUUAUGAUUGAGUCACCUGGUGCGUUGAACUGCAACCGAAGGUUGGGCCUACGAUAGCUUCUCGAAGGCGGACGGUGCCAGGUGGAUAUGGAUAUAGAUAUAGACAUAUAGCUAUGGAUAGAGACGUCAGAGAGGCACCGCCGUGAUUUACAUGCGAUGUCGAAUCAGUUGGACAAACAAGCUGCCGCUCCGAUAAAAAAGGCACACAAAAAGGGGCAAAAACGGUGGUGGGUAAAAACCCGAACGAUUCGACUACGUGAGUGUGGGAUCAGUUCGAACGGAUAGUAUUUAAGCCUCACUUCGCCGACGAUCCGAAUUCAUUCGCAGCCACUCAACGGAAUCGAAAUGUGCUUCAGAUAUAGCUUCAGCUUCAUUAUAAUCGCGGCGGUUCUGCUUCUGGCAGCCGGAAUUCGGGCAGCUCCCUCGGAUGUUGUGGUGGAGAAGGCGGAGGAUCCUAAAAUCCCUCAACCCCUGCCAGAUGGCGACCUCAAGGUUCCCGAGGACUGUCACCAGCCCAAGGAAACGGGCCGCUGUUUCGCCCUCUUCUACCGAUACGCUUACAAUGUGGAUACCCAAUCCUGCGAGGAGUUCGUCUACGGCGGUUGUGCCGGCAACAAGAACAAUUUCGAAUCCAAGGAGCAGUGCGAACAGGCCUGCUUGGGAAAGUCCUCCUCGGAGUCCCCCACCACCACUGAACAAAGCGGCGAUGCGACCACCGAAACUAGCACUUCGGCUUGAUUUUAUUUAGUUUCUUAGUAUUUAACUUAUUUGUCAUACCCAACUUCAUCUCUGAUUCAAAUGCAUUAACAUACUGAGUUGAUUGUUUUAAUAAAAGUAUUUGAUUUUUUAA
Messenger RNA from Drosophila takahashii, 968 nucleotides. RefSeq names its product kunitz-type serine protease inhibitor bitisilin-2. Gene Ontology annotation, molecular function: serine-type endopeptidase inhibitor activity. The record is from RefSeq and is a predicted model, not a curated record. Lineage: Eukaryota; Metazoa; Arthropoda; Insecta; Diptera; Drosophilidae.